AUGGGUUCCCAGAAGAAGAACCUCAAGGCGACCAAGAAGUUUGAAAAGAACAAGCUUAAGGGUGUUUUGGACAAGAGGAAGGAGACGGCAAAGAUCAAACAGCGCCACCAGGUCAAGGCCAAGAAGGCGACCAAGAAGACCAAGGAUUCCGAAUUCUUCAAGAAUGACGAGGCCGCUGCCAAGGCAAAGGCCAAUGGCCACAAGAAGGACACCAAGGUCAGCGCCAUGAGCGUUGACGACUUCUUCCAGGGCGGCUUCGAGGAAAUCAUCGACAAGAAGGACAAGAAUGCGACAAAGAAGCUCGGCAAGAGAAAGCGCGAUGGGCCCGCGAAGAAGUCAGAGGAGGAGGACUCUGAGGAGGAGGGUAGCGGCUCGGAAUUCUCAGUCGAGGAGGAGCCCAUUGGAAGCGACAGCGAAGACGGCGAGGGCGACGAGGAAGACGACGAGAACCUCGGCAUGACCAAGGAAGCCAUGGACAAGCUCGCCCAAAACGACCCCGAAUUCUACAAGUUCCUCAAGGACAACGACCCGGAAGCCCUCGAUUUUGACGAGAACGCGGACCUGGCUGAAGUGGACGAGCUCAGCGCCGGCAGCGAUCAGUCCGACGAUGACGAGGAGGAACAACCGAAGAAGAAGCGCAAGAAGGCUUCCAAGAAGGCCGAGGUCGAGGAGGUCGUCGCCGCGGACAAUGAGCUCACGCGCGAGAUGGUUGGCAAGUGGAAGAAGCUUCUCGCCGAAAAGCAGAGCUUGCGUGCUGCCCGUCAGGUUGUCCUGGCAUUCCGCUGCGCUGCGCAUCUCAACGAGGACGACGCCGACGACUCGACCCCCCAGAGAUACACCAUCUCCAGCCCUGAGGUCUUCCACGACAUCUUGAUCGUUGCCUUGAAGCAAAUACCCGAGAUCAUCUCGCACCACUUGCCCAUCAAGGAGUCUGCGUCUGGCAAGAUCUACGUGCCUACCGAUUCGAAAAAGUUCCACACUCUGUCUAUCAUGAUCAAGACCUUCACUGCGUCCAUCAUUCACCUUCUCGGCACACUGUCUGACGAUGCUACUCUCAAGCUCACUAUUGGCUCAUUAGAGCCCCUCGUUCCCUACCUCAUGUCCUUCCGCAAGCUUCUUAAGGCUCUCAUCAAGACUGUUGUCAACUACUGGGCCAGGCCAGCCAGCUCAGAAACGACAAAGAUCACUUCUUUCCUCGUUCUGCGGAAACUCGUCGUCAUCGGCGACAAGGGCCUUCGCGAGACCGUUCUCAAGACGGUGUACCAGGGACUCGUCUCGGGUUGCAGGACAACAAACGCCAACACCAUCCAGGGCAUUAACUUGUUGAAGAACUCCGCUGCCGAGCUUUGGGGCAUUGACCAAAACGUCGGUUACACGACGGCCUUCACCUUUAUCCGCCAACUCGCCAUUCAUCUCAGAAAUAGCAUCGUCAAGAAGGAGAAGGACGCCCACAAGAUCAUCUACAACUGGCAAUACACCCACUCGCUCGACUUCUGGUCAUGCGUGCUUGCCGAGCACUGCAGCCCCCUGAAGGAGGCGGAGACUGGCAAGGAGGGCCAGCUCAAGCUCCUCAUCUACCCCCUUGUGCAAGUGACUCUGGGAGCGAUGCGCCUUAUUCCCUCGCCGACUUUCUUCCCCCUGCGGUUCCACCUCAUCCGCUCCAUCCUUCGUCUUUCCCGCGCGACCAACACCUACAUUCCCCUCGCUUCAGCUUUGAUUGAGGUUCUCGAGUCCGCCGAUAUGAGACGGUUCCCCAAGGCCUCAUCCAUCAAGCCCCUCGACUUCCACGUUGCCUAUAAGGCACCCAAGUCGUACCUCCGCACCCGCGUCUACCAGGACGGCGUCGCCGAGCAGGUUGUUGAGCUCUUCAGCGAAUACUUCACCAUCUGGUGCAAGAACAUUGCCUUCCCUGAGUUCACCCUUCCUGUCCUCAUUCAGCUGAAGCGCUGGCUCAAGGGAGCGCGCAAGAUCAAGACGGGCAACAAGAACAACAAGGUUAUCUCGCAGAUUGUGCUGUUGGUGCAGAAGCUCGAGACGAACGCUAAGUUCAUCGAGGAGAAGCGUGCCAAGGUCGAGUUCGCGCCCAAGGAUCGCGCGCAGGUGGACGCCUUCCUGCGCGACUUUGAGUGGGAGAAGACGCCCCUCGGCGCAUACGUUGUCGUGCAGCGCAAGAUUAGGGAGCAGAAGGCCAAGGCGCUCGAGGACGCGAGGAAAGAGGACGAGAAGAAGCGUAAGCAGGAGGAGAAGGAUGCGGUUGCGGAGAACGCCGCAGACGACGACUCUGAAGAGGAGUACGCCGACGAGCUGAUGGACGACGAGGCCGAGGACGAUGAUGAGGUUGACGAGGAUGAGGAGGAGGAGGACGAAGAUGACGAUAUGGAAGACGAUGAGUAG
Messenger RNA from Colletotrichum fioriniae, 2394 nucleotides. RefSeq names its product Nucleolar Complex 2 protein (gene NOC2). NCBI's taxonomy places the organism in Eukaryota, Fungi, Ascomycota, Sordariomycetes, Glomerellales, Glomerellaceae. Gene Ontology annotation, cellular component: Noc1p-Noc2p complex; nucleolus; Noc2p-Noc3p complex. Gene Ontology annotation, biological process: ribosomal large subunit biogenesis. The record is from RefSeq and is a predicted model, not a curated record.